Messenger RNA from Lasiodiplodia theobromae, 1281 nucleotides. Its product is annotated as Endo-beta-glucanase. The transcript has 6 exons. Gene Ontology annotation, molecular function: beta-glucosidase activity. The coding region runs from base 1 to 1281 and encodes 426 amino acids. The record is from RefSeq and is a predicted model, not a curated record. NCBI's taxonomy places the organism in Eukaryota, Fungi, Ascomycota, Dothideomycetes, Botryosphaeriales, Botryosphaeriaceae. Gene Ontology annotation, biological process: glucan catabolic process. Gene Ontology annotation, cellular component: cell surface; extracellular region.
AUGUUCCUCUCCAUUCCCUUUUUCUUCUCAGUCAUCUUCCCCCUCGCCGCCCACGCCUGGCUCCCCACCUCUCCACCACCAGGCACAACUCUCAGCACCUUCGCCGCCACGUCUAAGAUUCGCGGCGUCAACCUGGGCUCGCAGUUCAUCAUCGAGCCCUGGAUGGCACGCGACGAAUGGGCGGCGAUGGGGUGUGGGCAGGCGAAAGCCGAGUUCCAGUGCAUCAAACAAGCGUACGGCGGUGACGUGAAUAAGGCCAGCGAGGUCUGGAAGAGACAUUGGGCGAGCUGGAUCACAAAUACGGAUCUGGAUGACAUGGUUAAGGCGGGAUUGAAUACGGUUAGGAUACCGGUGGGUUGGUGGAUGAAGGAGGAUCUGGUGAAGAGUGGGGAGUAUUUUCCCAAGGGCGGGUUCGCGUACCUGCAGAGCUUGUGCCAGCACGCAGCGAACAAUGGGAUGUAUGUUAUCAUUGAGAUGCAUGGCGCUCCCGGAACGCAGAACGCCUACCAGCCUUUCACUGGUAAUUACUCGGAAAAACCUUACUUCUACCAAUCCGACUAUCAAUCCGGCCGCGCCUACAAUUUCCUCUCCUGGCUAACCACAGCCAUCCACACCCAACCGACCUCAUUCCGCACCGUCGGCGCCAUCGGACUGCUCAACGAGCCCAAAUUCAACAACCCCAACGACCCGGACAUGCGCUGGACGACGGAGCACUACUACGGCUCAGCCAUCGACGCGGUGCGCAACGCCGAGUCCGCCCUCUCCAUCAACCGGGACUCGCAAUCCGCCCUCAGCAUCACCAUCAUGGAUGACCUCUGGCACGACCUGUCGGGCAACACGGACCCGGCAGCGCACCUGACGGCGACGCAAAAAAUCGGCUUGCUCUUCGACGACCACAACUACGAGACGGAGCCGGUGGCCGGCUUGGCGAGUCCGCAGGCGGUGGUGGCGCACGCGUGCGGGGACGACCGGCGGACGGGCUUGCAGGGCGGCGCGAGUAAGUUUGUCGGCGAGUGGGCGAUGAGCUUGGCGCAGAAGGGGGCUGGGUUCACGCCUGAGACGCAGAACAGGGAUUUCUGGAGCCAGUACUUCUCGGCGCAGCAGUGGCAGUACGAGCGCACCAGGGGCUGGGUGUGGUGGAGCUGGAAGGUGCAGGAGGGAACCGGCGCGGAUCGGUUGGAGAACUGGCUGCAGUGGAGCUACAAGGGCUUGGUGGAUAGCGGCAUUGUCAGCAGGAACUUGAACGCACAGUUGGCGGCGCAUCCGUGCAAUGGAAAUUGA